Myotis daubentonii (Daubenton's bat) is the source of this 4271-nucleotide messenger RNA. Its product is annotated as UDP-N-acetylglucosamine--peptide N-acetylglucosaminyltransferase 110 kDa subunit-like. NCBI's taxonomy places the organism in Eukaryota, Metazoa, Chordata, Mammalia, Chiroptera, Vespertilionidae. The record is from RefSeq and is a predicted model, not a curated record. The transcript has a single exon. Bases 183 to 3323 code for a protein of 1046 amino acids.
AGACCGUGAGAGUAGAUGGCUUACCAGAGUUCCUAAGGUUCGGAGACUAAGGGCUGCCUCCGCUCAAGCCUCCCAAAACACUGGUGCGGGAGCUGCUCUCUCACUCCUACCUCUAGAAACAUUGCAAGUAGUGGCGGCAUUGCAGGACUCAACACACCCUUCCUGCUCUCAAGAAGCUCCAGAUGGCGUCUUCCGUGGGCAACGUGGCCGACAGCACAGAACCAACGAAAGGUAUGCUUUCCUUCCAAGGGUUAGCUGAGUUGGCACAUCGAGAAUAUCAGGCAGGAGAUUUUGAGGCAGCUGAGACACACUGCAUGCAGCUCUGGAGACAAGAGCCAGACAAUACUGGUGUGCUUUUAUUACUUUCGUCUGUACACUUCCAGUGUCGAAGGCUGGACAGAUCUGCUCACUUUAGCACUCUGGCAAUUAAACAGAACCCCCUUUUGGCAGAAGCCUAUUCGAAUUUGGGAAAUGUGUACAAGGAAAGAGGACAGUUGCAGGAAGCAAUUGAGUAUUACCAGCAUGCAUCGCGCCUCAAGCCCGAUUUCAUCAAUGGUUAUAUUAAUCUGGCAGCCGCAUUGGUAGCAGCAGGUGACAUGGAAGGGGCAGUACAAGCUUACGUAUCUGCUCUUCAGUACAAUCCUGAUUUGUACUGUGUUCGCAGUGACCUGGGGAACCUGCUCAAAGCCCUGGGUCGCUUGGAAGAAGCCAAGGCAUGUUAUUUGAAAGCAAUUGAGACGCAACCGAACUUUGCAGUAGCUUGGAGUAAUCUUGGCUGUGUUUUCAAUGCACAAGGGGAAAUUUGGCUUGCAAUUCAUCACUUUGAAAAGGCUGUCACCCUCGAUCCCAAUUUUCUGGAUGCUUAUAUCAAUUUAGGAAGUGUCUUGAAAGAGGCACGGAUUUUUGACAGAGCUGUGGCAGCUUACCUUCGUGCUCUAAGCUUGAGUCCAAAUCAUGCAGUGGUGCACGGCAACCUGGCUUGUGUAUACUAUGAGCAAGGCCUAAUAGAGCUGGCAAUAGACACCUACAGGCGAGCUAUUGAACUGCAACCACAUUUCCCUGAUGCUUACUGCAACCUAGCCAAUGCUCUCAAAGAGAAGGGCAGUGUUGCUGAAGCAGAAGAUUGUUAUAAUACAGCUCUCUGGCUAUGUCCCACCCAUGCAGACUCACUGAAUAACUUAGCCAAUAUCAAACGAGAACAGGGAAAUAUCGAAGAGGCAGUUCGCUUGUAUCGUAAAGCAUUAGAAGUCUUCCCAGAGUUUGCUGCUGCCCAUUCAAAUUUAGCAAGUGUACUGCAGCAGCAGGGAAAACUGCAGGAAGCUCUGAUGCAUUAUAAGAAGGCUAUUCAAAUCAGUCCUACCUUUGCCGCUGCCUACUCUAACAUGGGAAACACCCUAAAGGAGAUGCAGGAUGUCCAGGGAGCCUUGCAGUGUUACACCUGUGCCAUUCAGAUUAACCCUGCAUUUGCAGAUGCCCACAGCAAUCUGGCUUCCAUUCACAAGGAUUCGGGAAAUAUUCCAGAAGCUAUAGCUUCUUACCGCACUGCUCUGAAACUUAAACCUGAUUUUCCUGAUGCUUAUUGCAACUUGGCUCAUUGCCUGCAGAUUGUCUGUGAUUGGACAGACUACGAUGAACGAAUGAAGAAGUUGGUCAGCAUUGUGGCUGACCAGUUAGAGAAGAAUAGGUUGCCUUCUGUACAUCCUCAUCAUAGUAUGCUAUAUCCUCUUUCUCAUGGCCUUAGGAAGGCCAUUGCUGAGAGGCAUGGGAACCUCUGCUUGGAUAAUAUUAAUGUCCUUCAUAAACCACCAUAUGAACAUCCAAAGGAUUUGAAGCUCAGUGAUGGUCGACUGCGUGUAGGAUAUGUGAGUUCUGACUUUGGGAAUCAUCCUACUUCUCACCUUAUGCAGUCGAUUCCAGGCAUGCACAAUCCUGAUAAAUUUGAGGUAUUCUGUUAUGCCCUGAGCCCUGAUGAUGGCACAAACUUCCGAGUGAAGGUGAUGGCAGAAGCCAAUCACUUCAUUGACCUUUCUCAGAUUCCAUGCAAUGGAAAAGCAGCUGAUCGCAUCCAUCAGGAUGGUAUACACAUCCUUGUAAAUAUGAAUGGUUAUACCAAGGGUGCUCGAAAUGAACUCUUUGCUCUCCGGCCAGCUCCUAUUCAGGCAAUGUGGCUUGGAUACCCUGGCACGAGUGGGGCGCUUUUCAUGGAUUAUAUCAUCACUGAUCAGGAAACUUCACCAGCUGAAGUUGCUGAACAGUAUUCUGAAAAACUGGCUUAUAUGCCACAUACUUUCUUUAUUGGUGAUCAUGCUAAUAUGUUUCCUCAUCUGAAGAAAAAGGCAGUCAUCGAUUUUAAGUCCAAUGGGCACAUUUAUGACAAUCGGAUUGUUCUGAAUGGCAUCGACCUGAAAGCGUUUCUUGAUAGUUUACCGGAUGUGAAAAUUGUCAAGAUGAAAUGUUCUGAUGCAGGAGAUAAUGCAGACAGCAGUCAUACAGCUCUUAAUAUGCCAGUUAUUCCUAUGAAUACUAUUGCAGAAGCAGUUAUUGAAAUGAUUAACAGAGGACAAGUUCAGAUAACAAUUAAUGGAUUCAGUAUUAGCAACGGACUGGCAACUACCCAGAUCAACAAUAAGGCUGCCACUGGAGAGGAGGUUCCCCGUACCAUUAUUGUAACUACACGUUCUCAAUAUGGUUUGCCAGAAGAUGCCAUUGUCUAUUGUAACUUCAACCAGUUAUAUAAAAUUGACCCUUCUACUUUGCAAAUGUGGGCAAAUAUUCUGAAGCGUGUUCCCAAUAGUGUGCUGUGGCUGUUGCGUUUUCCAGCCGUAGGAGAACCUAAUAUUCAACAGUAUGCACAAAACAUGGGUCUUCCCCAGAACCGUAUAAUUUUUUCACCUGUUGCUCCUAAAGAAGAACAUGUCAGGAGAGGCCAGCUGGCUGAUGUCUGCCUGGACACUCCACUCUGUAAUGGGCACACCACAGGAAUGGAUGUCCUGUGGGCUGGGACACCGAUGGUGACUAUGCCAGGAGAGACUCUUGCUUCUCGAGUUGCGGCUUCCCAGCUCACUUGUUUAGGUUGUCUUGAGCUUAUUGCUAAAAAUAGACAGGAAUAUGAAGACAUAGCUGUGAAACUGGGAACUGAUCUAGAAUACCUGAAGAAAAUUCGUGGCAAAGUCUGGAAGCAGAGAAUAUCUAGCCCUCUGUUCAACACCAAACAAUACACAAUGGAACUAGAGCGGCUCUAUCUACAGAUGUGGGAGCAUUAUGCAGCUGGCAACAAACCUGAUCACAUGAUUAAGCCUGUCGAAGUCACUGAGUCAGCCUAAAUAAAGACUCUCCACAGGAGGAAUACCCCUCUACCUGAGCCUCAACCUUCAGGGGAAAGGGAACUAGAUAAUGUACUUUUUACUUAUCUGUAUAGUGUCAUAUUACAGAUGGGUGACAAAUAAUGAUAAUAGCACAGCCAAGGUUGCUUUGUGCAUGAUAGGAAGAGACAUAAGAGAUGGGAAACUGCUGUUCUACAAGGAAUCUCCAUAGAAUUUUGCAGCAAUUAGGUGGUGCAUAGAUCUGGAUGGAAGGUCUGCUCUCCCUUGGUCUUCCAUGGGAUGGUUAGUAGAGGAGACAUCUAGAUUGUCCAGCCGUUUUGUGAUUCCAUUGCUUGAUUGCGUCUUCUGAAUUAAUUUUUUCUUUAUAUUUUGGGUAUUGGAGCUUUUAAAAUUGUUUGGUUUCAGGUGAUUUUAUUCAUGUGAAGUGUAUAUGAUUCUCUUGAGAUAAGGUUUUAAACUAAAAUGUUGCUCCUUAUUUUAGUUUCUCAACUCUACAGAUUAAUAGGAACUUUGCUGGUGUAGUCUUUUUAUAGAUUUUAUAAACCACUUAAGCCUAUAUCAGUCGUUUGAGUGUCUGACCUAAUGAAUGGAGCUAUCAGUGCUGUUUUGAUUUAGAUCAUGAUUCAGAAUUUUUUUUUCUGGUCCAUUUCCUUCCCCUCCCCCUACUUUAAAAUUUCUCCUGUAAAUCAACUAAUAAAACCAAGUCUGUUUCAAAGCAUCCCAGAGUGUUUCUCUAAAACACAUCAUCUAGCGCCCAAUGAAACUUCUUAGGAAUGAUUAUUAAUUAUGAAGGGCACAGUUGUGAUACUAUCAUUGAUGAUAAUAUUGAUUUUUGGCCUAGUUUUCAUCUAUUUCAUCAGUGUUUUACCUUUGACUGCCCCUCUAUGCUGCUUCCCGAAGUAAUAGUGUGUGAUAAGAUUUUUACCUUCCUUUUCUAAGGUUUGCUUU